This is a messenger RNA of Budorcas taxicolor (takin), 1453 nucleotides long. It is a transcript of the gene PROSER2, whose product is annotated as proline and serine rich 2. The transcript is spliced from 3 exons. The record is from RefSeq and is a predicted model, not a curated record. The coding region runs from base 2 to 1366 and encodes 454 amino acids. NCBI's taxonomy places the organism in Eukaryota, Metazoa, Chordata, Mammalia, Artiodactyla, Bovidae.
GAUGCCUGUCCAUCACCAGAAGUCAGACUCUUGGGAGAUGGACCCUGAUUCACUGCCCGGCUGCAGGCUCGGUGACCUGAGCAGAGGGAGCAGUUUGGAGAGCCGGACCAGCAGCUCCCGUUCCAGAAGCCUCACUCUGGAUGAUGAGAGCCUGAGGUACCUCACACACGAGGAAAAGGACGUCCUCCUGUUUUUUGAAGAGACAAUUGAUUCCUUGGAAGAUGACUUUGAGGAGCAGGUCCUGGGUACCGGUGACACCCAGUGGCACUCUCUGAGGCCUCUGGGAGAGAGCACUUUCGCUCCCUCCCAGCCAGAGGAUGUCGUGGACUUGGUGCAGCCGGGCCCUGGAGCCGGGGAGCCUGAGAGCCUUGAGGAGGUGAAGGAGACCACAGGGGCUGUCCCUUUUGGAAAGGAAGACGCCCCUGACCUUGAACCCAAGAAAGAGGAUGCAGAGAAGUCUCCCCCAUCAGACCCCCCAGGGCCUGAGGCCCUGCCAUCUUCCCCACCUGCCUCACCUGCAGCAGCUCUGGACCACCCCAGGAGAGAGCCCCCCACUCCUCCCGCAGAGCACCCCAAACUGACCCGCUCGGUCCCCACUCCGCUCGUCAUCGCCCAGAAGAUAUCUGAGAAGCUGGCAGGGAACGAAGGGCUUUCGCCCACAUCUCCGUCCAAAGAGGGCAGGCCUGCAGAAUGGAGGACGCUGGCUUCUCUGGCCCCUCGACACGGAGACCACUCACCGUGGCACCGACAUGUGGCCCAACCAGCGCCCAAGAUCCACCGCUUCCCGAGCAACAUCAGCGUGACCAACAGCGCGGGGAAGGACUUCAAUAAGACCAUCUCCAAGGCCGCAGUCAACGUGCAGGAGCGCAAAGCCCAGGUCCUGGCCAACAUCAACGGCGUCUCCUUCCUCUCCUUGGGGGAGACGGAGGACCGGGCCCAGAGAGGCGAGCCCACCGAGCAGAGAAGCGUCUCUCCCGAGCAAAGCCAGCCAGGCCCGGCCCAGGAGGCUGUCCCCACGCGAGAAGGGGCCCGCGGCGCCCAGCAGUCCAGAGGCGUGCAGACAGAACAGCCCUUGCCGCUGGCCAACGGCUUCCAGAGCAUCCACGACAUCCUCAGGAGCCAGGCCGGGCCCUUCGUCUCCACCGGGAAGACGGUGACCUUCCGUCCGGACCCGGCCCUCCCCAGCAGACUUGCACCCCAGCAGCCGGACUGCGGCCAGGCGGCCAGGAAGCGGUCAGGCUCGCUCCCCAGGGCUGUAGGGUUCAGACCCCAAGGCAUCACUGUCCAGUUCUCGGGCCGGGGCUCCACGGAGGAGGCCCGCCGGGAGGCCCUGCGGAAGCUCGGCCUCCUGAAGGAGAACUUAUGAUGGAGCGCGAGCGGGCGCCGCGGAAGGCAGGGUGGUCUGUUGCGCAGAGCCAAAAAUGGAUGUGCACAUGCGCGCAGCGCAGCUGCA